This is a messenger RNA of Cicer arietinum (chickpea), 1359 nucleotides long. RefSeq names its product probable xyloglucan endotransglucosylase/hydrolase protein 23. The record is from RefSeq and is a predicted model, not a curated record. Gene Ontology annotation, biological process: xyloglucan metabolic process; cell wall biogenesis. Gene Ontology annotation, cellular component: apoplast; cell wall. NCBI's taxonomy places the organism in Eukaryota, Viridiplantae, Streptophyta, Magnoliopsida, Fabales, Fabaceae. Gene Ontology annotation, molecular function: xyloglucan:xyloglucosyl transferase activity; hydrolase activity, hydrolyzing O-glycosyl compounds.
CAUGCACUCAUCAAAUACUUCACUUGGCAUCUUAUGUCCUUCUCUUACUUUCUAUUUCUCUCUCUCUCUCUAUAACAUUGGUUGCAAUAGUAUAAUCUAAUCAACCAACCAAAUUGAUCCUUUGGGAAAAUUAUUUUGAAAUGAAAAUGAAAAGUUCUAUUGGUUUUCUCCUCCUAUAUGUAACCACUUUAUUAGUGAUUGCAUCCGCAGGUAACUUUUACCAAGACAUGGAAAUAACAUGGGGUGAUAAUCGUGCUAAGAUCCUUGAAAAUGGACAAUUUCUUAGCCUCUCUUUAGACAAAGCCUCUGGCUCUGGAUUUCGUUCAAAAAAUGAAUACUUGUUUGGAAAAAUUGAUAUGCAACUCAAACUUGUGCCUGGUAACUCUGCUGGCACCGUUACAACCUAUUAUCUAUCUUCUCAAGGGUCUACACAUGACGAAAUAGACUUUGAAUUUCUUGGUAACUUAAGUGGUGAUCCAUAUAUUCUUCAUACAAAUGUAUUCACACAAGGGAAAGGGAAUAGAGAACAACAAUUUUAUUUGUGGUUCGACCCCACCAAGGAUUUCCACACAUAUUCCAUUCUUUGGAAUCCUCAAAGCAUCAUAUUCUCUGUGGAUGGAACACCAAUAAGGGAGUUCAAGAAUUUAGAAUCAAAAGGGGUUGGUUAUCCAAAGAACCAAGCAAUGAGGAUAUACUCUAGUCUUUGGAAUGCUGAUGAUUGGGCCACAAGAGGUGGGCUUGUGAAAACGGAUUGGGCCCAAGCCCCAUUCACUGCCUCAUAUAGAAACUUCAACGCACAAGCUUGUGUUUGGACUUCUUCAGGCUCUUCUUGUUCUUCCAACAAAUCACCAACAUCAUCAUCAGCCCAAUCAUGGUUGAGAGAGUCACUUGACUCAAAUGGGAUAGCCAAAAUUCAUUGGGUCCAAAAGAAUUACAUGAUUUACAAUUAUUGCACUGAUACUAAACGUUUCCCACAAGGUUUCCCUUCUGAAUGUCUUGCUUGAAAUAUGUUUGGAUUCACGAUAGAAUUACGGUGUGCUAUCAUGAUUUUGGUCAAAAUUACACUUUGAAGUUUCAACAAAAUUAUGGUGUUAUCGUAAUUUCAUCAAACUCAUUGCAAAUCUAAAUAGGAGCUAUAUGUCAUAUUAUAAAAGUUUAGAUAUUGGACGUGUGAUGUAUCCAUGAAAUUUAUUAUUUUUCUUGUGUAAAUUUAUAAUUCAAACUAUAGGAUAGAUUGUUUAUGUUUUGUGCAUUAUUACAUUGUUUGUGUGAAAAGAGGCAUGUAUGAUAUUGAUAGCAACAAAUAAAUGGUGAAAGUGUAUAUUAUUUUGUUCCAAUAUAAAUUUGUUUGAGCUUAAA